CGAAAGUGGAUGUGGUCAUGUAGUUCCAGGCGGCGUAAAAUGGAUGUACGUGACGCUAGUGUACGACCUAGAAAAAGCGUUACACGAAAAACGGCAGCGUGGCGACUCUCAUUCUUCUCUCUGCCGUGAUUGAUUCGGAAUAAUCACUUCUUUGAUAUGGCUCAUCUGUCACAAUUGCCCUUUCUCGCGUUACAAAACAUCCGGCAGGCCGUAGUAUUAGGCGAUAUUAAUAAUUUAGCAAAAAUAUGCGUCAGGUACGCUUCGAAGAAAGCUGGUAGUAGUACCAGUAAUAAACCUGGUCAUGCUAGACCAAAACAUAGAGGAUGGAAAAGACCGGAUGGAUCUUAUGUACAAGCAGGUACGAUAUUAGCCACGCAGCUAAAACCCAGGUUUCAUCCAGGUCUUAAUGUUGGUUUUGGGCGAAAUGGAACUUUAUUUGCCAUAGAAGCAGGCAAAGUAAUGGUAACUUGUGAGAAAAUUAAUCCUUAUUGGAAUCAUACUUGGGUUAAACGAUGUUAUGCUGGCCGUGAAGGCCAAGUUAUAUAUAAGAAACACUUUAAUGUUAUUCCUCAUCCACAACAUAAUCGAUUUCUAUUGAUUGACAGAAUAUAAAUAUGCAUAUUAUGUAGAGAAAAUGUGUAUAGAAGUUUUUUAAUUGUUUUAAAAUUCAUUAGUACAUAUAUUAUUAAAUUUUCAGAUAUUGCUUGAGACUAUUCUUAUAAUGAUUCAUCAGUGUAUAAUAAAAAGAAAAGUUUCUA
This is a messenger RNA of Formica exsecta, 758 nucleotides long. It is a transcript of the gene mRpL27, whose product is annotated as 50S ribosomal protein L27-like. The record is from RefSeq and is a predicted model, not a curated record. Gene Ontology annotation, biological process: translation. Gene Ontology annotation, molecular function: structural constituent of ribosome. The coding region runs from base 157 to 612 and encodes 151 amino acids. The transcript has 4 exons. NCBI's taxonomy places the organism in Eukaryota, Metazoa, Arthropoda, Insecta, Hymenoptera, Formicidae. Gene Ontology annotation, cellular component: mitochondrial large ribosomal subunit; ribosome.